AUGACUACGAUACCAUCGUCGAGGAGCGCCCAACGGAACGCUCAACCCACUGCCACUGCCAAAAACGGCGCAUCGGCAUUCUAUUUGGAAAGGACUCUGAGUCAAGUGUCACGCGGAGGAAGCCCGCAUUCCGAAGCUGUGGCGUCCUCAGAGGACGAACGUGACAUCGUCGUCAAGAAACCGAGCCAAGCGCCGCAACUUGUCAGAAAAAGCUCGUCUCAAGCGAUGCCGCCGCAUCGCAGGGGCUCGUGGUUGGCCGAAGUCCAGCCUACUCCUGUCGCUAGACGGCUUUCCCAAGGGGGGGUUUCGAUAUCCUCGAACAAUUCGCAACCAACGACGCCAGGAGAACAGGCACCAUGGAAGAAUACCAAGCCUGCAGCCACUGGUAUAUCCUACAGCAACCCCUUCGGGACAGACACGCGGAGGGAACCGCCAGCACGUCUUUCAGAAGUAUCGCCGUCACCCUAUUUCGGAAUCGCAGACGAAGUCUAUUCACCGAGCCACGAGGAACCAGGAGAUGAUGGAUUUGGCCAUUACCAGUCUAAAAACCAACGCUCACAGUCAUAUUCCGUUGGUCAGAUCGAUCGUGAUGAUAUGCAAUUCCCCGCACCCCAUCGCGGUGUCGGCGCACGCGCAAGCUUUCAACCUCUCUACCAGUCCUCACGCCCUAGCGGACUCAGCGAGCUUCGUGAAGAAGAAGUGAGCAGCCAGAAUUUAGGUAUUCCGCUCUCGCUCAGCCGAACAGGCAGCCGUGUCGAGUCUGGGCCUGGUAGUUCGGCCUUGCUUAAGCAGGCGGUACAGCAACAACAACGCCAGCGUACGUCAAGUGCAAGUAUCCAUGCAGGUAAUUGGGCACCACAAAGGGUGCAGAAUUAUUCAGAAGCAUCGGAUUACGCAAUUGAUGAAGCGGAUGACUAUGAUUCCGAUUCUGGUGCUCCCCAGUACUCCAACAUGCUCGGCCGCGGUCUUGUUGACAGGCGCUUCAGUGAGAUGACGUCCCCUCUACGUCCUGACCCGUUCAGUCGUUUCAGCGAAGGGGUCCGAAGGUCGCAGUGGCAGAGUUCUCUUGGCUUCGAAGGCUCCGACGAAGGCUCACAAAGCCGACGUCACUCAUUCGCAUUCCCUCGACCCCAGGCUCGUAACAGCCUUGCAAGUUCAUUCCCUUUCACCGACGGCACAAUGGAAGAUGAACGUGCCCCCCAGAACUCACUUGCUCAACCGGUCCAGGACGUUUCCCACAUCGGACUUCAUUCUCCGCCCGCCAAAUCGCACCACCAGACUCUCAACCAUGACCAGGAGUACGCUCACUUCCGUACGAACUCUGGUGACGAGGAAACUGCAAUUGAGUUAGGCCAAGCCAAUGACCGCGCCUUUGCGCACUCAUACUUUAGCGGCUACGGCCCGGCAAUGCGAAGCGUUGCGGCAACCACGUCUGGCAUCCCAGCCACGGCUUCGGCCAUCGUCAACCCAUACGCAGCACCGACUGUGGCACGUCCCACAAAGCACCUUUACAUCGUGACGUUCAAAUGCUCACGUUCUGACGUGUACUACAUUCCGGAAAAUGUCGGUCUUGAAGUGAAGUCUGGCGACAUGGUUAUUGUCGAAGGAGACAGAGGUCAAGAUCUUGGUCAAGUCACGCAUGUCGACGUCACGCUUGAGGAGGCUAGACAGCAUUUGAAAGAGGCAUCCGAGCAGCACUUCCGCUGGCUUAUGAUGUUCUCGCGUCAUGUCCAAAAUGGGACCAGCGGGGCAGUCAACCCCAACGGCAUGCUCGCAGCUUCAAAUGGAGAGCAGCUUGGCAGGGAGGGUGGAAUGGGGCCUCGUCCACCUACGCAGGCCCCACAAGUCGAUGACCUAAGGCCGAAGAUGUUGAAACGGCUUGCUCAAGGACACGAGAUCCAGGUACUCCGUGACAAGGAGGGUGCUGAAGCGAAGGCAAAGCGCGUCUGUCAGCAAAAAGCCAUCGAACACGGACUCACCAUGGAGAUCUUGGAUGCUGAAUACCAACUCGAUUACAAGAAGCUCACAUUCUUCUACUACGCAGACUGCUACAUCAACUUCAACCAUCUCGUCACCGACCUCUUCAAGAUCUACAAGGCAAGAAUUUGGAUGUCAGCUGUCAAUCCUGCAUCCUUUGCAACACCUUCCAAUACCCUCAACCAGCUUCCCCCUCCCUCAAGCCUCGGGCCCGGUGCAACAUCAUCUGCGAAUGGGGCUUUCAAUAAUAACUCCAUGUCUGUUCGUUCACCCUAUGGUCGAGGAGCGUUUAGUGCACCACGUACGCCCGGAAACCUUGAUGUCGGACCGAGCGCGACGCAACAAGAGUAUUCUGAAGCUCCGGGAAGAUCUCUGUACACUUACGCGUCGACCCAGCCUUACGGUGGUUUCAAUCCCGUAGCUUCAGCCUAUGCCCCCACUUGGAUGCAGAGCCCAUCCUCUGCCGAACAUGUUCACCAGUACAUGAUGCGCUACAACAACCAUCCAUAUUUCCAAGGAUAUCACCUUUAUCCUGGCCAGGAGGCUUCCUCGGGCGUUCGUGGCGGUGCUGCCUCCCCACAUACCGAAGGAGACCAGAAUCUCGCGCAGAACUUCCAAGACCUUUCGCUUCAUCCACGACCCACCUCUUAG
Molecule: messenger RNA, 2628 nt
Organism: Aplosporella prunicola CBS 121167
Lineage: Eukaryota; Fungi; Ascomycota; Dothideomycetes; Botryosphaeriales; Aplosporellaceae
Exons: 2
Coding region: 1-2628 (875 amino acids)
Cellular component (GO): cytoplasm
Source: RefSeq, a predicted model, not a curated record